AUCAUGUUCAAUCUCAAGUGACACCAUGACCAUGCCUCCCCAUGAAGAUGUAGAAGAUGAGACGAACAAAACUGUGGUGAGAUGCGUGUCUCAACACAUUAAUCAUUUAAUUAAUGCUGAUAUUAGUGAAGUCAAACAGUUUAGAAGCAGGAUUUCUGGAGACCCAAGCUUUGUUGUUCAAUUUCCUGAUUGCCCAUCUGGAGCAAAGAGUAUGAAUGAAUUUGAUGAUUUGGAGGUGAAAACCUUGAAGGAUGAUCAAUGCCUUGAGAAUUGUUCCCAUGGGGUAUUUGGGAGGUUGAGUCCGUGGAAUGUCAUUAUGGUCAGUGGUAUUAUGGUGCUUGCAAGGUUUGUGUUAAAAAAAGUAACAGCAUUUGCUCCAAGGAAGUUCAGAUGUGAUAAGUGUAAGAAAAAUUAUGGAUAUGCAGUGAAGAGGUAUUACUAUUCUUUUUCUAGCAUUCAUUAUCAAUUACAGGCUAAUCAAGCAGAUUUAUUCCUAAGGAGAUUGAGUAAAAGCUUUUGGGACAAAAGAUUUUGUUUAAAAUACAACCGAGAGAUAAUAUGGAAUUCCCAAUAAGCUAUCCUUAUAUUGUAAACAAAGUAUGCAAUAUUCUAGAAAUUGUUGACAAGUAUUUGCCUGGAGAUUUGAAAGAACAACCUUUUUCUUCUGAUUUAAAGUUGUCCGAGCUACUAUUAGGUUCAGAUCUUCCAGAGGUACUUAACUUGAUUAUGGGUAAAAAUCUUAUUCCAAAUUUCUAUUAUUAAUUUCUUUUAUAUUUUCAGGUUUCCAGGCAAGCUUUCUUACACCAGAUUUGUCAAACUUAACCAAUGAUACACAUGCUGAGUGGAUUGUUGAAGGAACUGUUAAAAGAUGUCUGGAUUUAGAGUUUGAUUCCUGUGUUGAAGUGAAUGAUGGACAGGCUAAAAAGAAGUUGAAAGACAAUGUGGAUGAGUGAGCCGUUUUCUGUUUUGGAACCAAUGUUUUUAUGUUUUUAUUUCUGUGUUUUGAGGGAUUUCAGAUUUCUGAUUUGAAGUAUUGACAAUGUUUUGCUACUUA
This is a messenger RNA of Salvia splendens (bonfire salvia), 1054 nucleotides long. RefSeq lists its product as uncharacterized. The record is from RefSeq and is a predicted model, not a curated record. The transcript has 4 exons. NCBI's taxonomy places the organism in Eukaryota, Viridiplantae, Streptophyta, Magnoliopsida, Lamiales, Lamiaceae. The coding region runs from base 26 to 574 and encodes 182 amino acids.